Molecule: messenger RNA, 3875 nt
Organism: Mesoplodon densirostris (Blainville's beaked whale)
Lineage: Eukaryota; Metazoa; Chordata; Mammalia; Artiodactyla; Ziphiidae
Gene: PRPF40A
Product: pre-mRNA processing factor 40 homolog A
Exons: 26
Coding region: 743-3862 (1039 amino acids)
Biological process (GO): mRNA cis splicing, via spliceosome
Cellular component (GO): U1 snRNP; U2-type prespliceosome
Molecular function (GO): protein binding; RNA binding
Source: RefSeq, a predicted model, not a curated record
CGAGGUCCAAGGCAGUCGAGUGUCCUCUCCCUGCUAUGCUUACUCCGGGCCAGCGAUCUCCGCCACCGCCGCGUCACCUCCAUGCAAGCUCGCGCCCCGGCCGCCCCAAAGCCGCACCUCCCCAACGCUCGGUCCUAGCGCCCGCCCAUGCCCCUCUAAUACACAUUCCGAACCUAUUUGCUUUCUCCUUUCUUCCCCUCUACGCCUGCACUCGCCCCGGCUUCCCUCAUUAACGGCAGCUCAGCUCGCCGCGCCCUCGCCUCCCUUAACUGCCCGUUCCUCCUUCCCUGUCGCAUUGUUCUCCCCGCCCCUACCACAACUUCCCUCCACACCGCUCGGCACGCCUCCUCCCCCCACCCCGGCGCGCGCUCGCCAGCUGGUGCGUACUGAGCUCGAACCCGCUCCUCACGACCCCUCCUCUCGCCUUCCCCACCCCCUCCCUCCACCUCGAGCCCCGCGCGCGCGCGCGUCCAGCCCCGGCCACCGCUAACGCUAGAAGCUGCUUACUCCACCCCACCCCACCCUACCCCACCCCCGGCGGCCUCAGGUUUGUGGGGCGUACGUGACUCGGGCGGGGGGUGAAGGUGGCAGGCCCCCACUGUCCCACCCCCUACGGGGUGAGGCUGUCUAAGUUCGGGAAGCUGGGACACAGUUGCCUUCCCUUCCCCGGGGGAAGUUGGUGGAGUUUUCCCGGCAGAGGAGUCGGCGCAGAAACUUCCUCCGUCCCCCUAUUCCCCCCUCCAUGCAGGCGACGCCGAGUGAGGCUGAGGCUGGGGGCGAAUCGCCGAAGAGCUGCGUGUCGGCGGCGCAGUCUGAUUGGACAGCGGGGAAGCCUGUCAGCUUAUUGGCCCCGCUGAUCCCGCCCCGUAGCGCAGGGCAGCCUUUAACCUUUAGCCCCAGUGGGCGCCAGCCACUCAGAUCGCUUCUUGUUGGUAUGUGUAGCGGCAGUGGCCGCCGGCGGAGCAGUCUGAGUCCGACGAUGAGGCCGGGGACAGGAGCCGAGCGUGGAGGCCUCAUGGUGAGUGAAAUGGAGAGCCAUCCUCCCUCGCGGGGACCCGGGGACGGGGAGCGGAGAUUGUCCGGCUCAAGCCUCUGCUCCAGCUCUUGGGUCUCUGCUGACGGCUUCCUGAGGAGACGGCCCUCGAUGGGGCACCCUGGCAUGCAUUAUGCCCCAAUGGGAAUGCAUCCUAUGGGUCAGAGAGCGAAUAUGCCUCCUGUACCUCAUGGAAUGAUGCCUCAAAUGAUGCCCCCAAUGGGAGGACCACCAAUGGGACAAAUGCCUGGAAUGAUGUCUUCAGUAAUGCCUGGAAUGAUGAUGUCUCAUAUGUCUCAGGCUUCCAUGCAGCCUGCCCUACCGCCAGGAGUAAAUAAUAUGGAUGUAGCAGCAGGUACAACAUCCGGUGCAAAAUCAAUGUGGACUGAACAUAAAUCACCUGAUGGAAGGACCUACUACUAUAAUACUGAAACAAAACAGUCUACUUGGGAGAAACCAGAUGAUCUUAAAACUCCUGCUGAGCAACUUUUAUCUAAAUGCCCUUGGAAGGAGUACAAAUCUGACUCUGGAAAGCCUUACUAUUACAAUUCUCAAACGAAAGAAUCCCGCUGGGCGAAACCUAAAGAACUUGAAGAUCUUGAAGGAUACCAGAAUACCAUUGUUGCUGGAAGUCUUAUUACAAAAUCAAACCUGCAUGCAAUGAUCAAAGCUGAAGAAAGCAGUAAACAAGAAGAGUGCACCACAUCAACAGCCCCAGUUCCUACAACAGAAAUUCCAACCACAAUGAGCACCAUGGCUGCUGCAGAAGCAGCAGCUGCUGUUGUUGCAGCAGCAGCUGCAGCAGCUGCAGCUGCUGCUGCAGCCAAUGCAAGUGCUUCCACCUCUGCUUCUAGUACUGUCGGUGGAACUGUUCCAGUUGUUCCUGAGCCUGAGGUUACUUCGAUUGUUGCUACUGUUGUAGAUAAUGAAAAUACAGUAACAAUUUCGACUGAAGAACAAGCACAACUUACUAGUACCCCUGCUGUUCAGGAUCAAAGCGUUGAAGUGUCUAGUAAUACUGGAGAAGAAACAUCUAAGCAGGAAACUGUAGCUGAUUUUACUCCCAAAAAGGAGGAGGAAGAAAGCCAACCAGCAAAAAAAACAUAUACUUGGAAUACAAAGGAGGAAGCAAAGCAAGCAUUUAAAGAAUUGUUGAAGGAAAAGCGGGUACCAUCUAAUGCUUCAUGGGAGCAAGCUAUGAAAAUGAUCAUUAAUGAUCCACGAUACAGUGCUUUAGCAAAGUUGAGUGAAAAAAAGCAGGCCUUUAAUGCUUAUAAAGUCCAGACAGAGAAAGAAGAAAAAGAAGAAGCAAGAUCCAAAUACAAAGAGGCUAAGGAAUCCUUUCAGCGUUUUCUUGAAAAUCAUGAAAAAAUGACUUCCACAACUAGAUACAAAAAAGCAGAGCAAAUGUUUGGAGAGAUGGAAGUCUGGAAUGCAAUAUCAGAACGUGAUCGUCUUGAAAUCUAUGAAGAUGUUUUAUUUUUUCUUUCAAAAAAAGAAAAGGAGCAAGCAAAGCAGUUGCGAAAGAGAAAUUGGGAAGCCUUAAAAAACAUACUUGACAACAUGGCUAACGUGACAUACUCUACUACUUGGUCUGAAGCCCAGCAGUAUCUGAUGGAUAAUCCAACUUUUGCAGAAGAUGAAGAAUUACAGAACAUGGAUAAAGAAGAUGCGUUAAUUUGCUUUGAAGAACACAUUCGGGCUUUAGAAAAAGAAGAAGAAGAAGAAAAACAGAAGAGUUUGCUUCGGGAAAGGAGACGACAGCGUAAAAACAGAGAAUCUUUUCAGAUAUUUUUAGAUGAACUGCAUGAACAUGGACAACUGCAUUCUAUGUCAUCUUGGAUGGAAUUGUAUCCAACAAUUAGUUCCGACAUUAGAUUCACUAAUAUGCUUGGUCAGCCGGUUUUUCCAUUAGGAUCAACUGCACUUGACCUUUUCAAGUUUUAUGUUGAGGAUCUUAAAGCACGUUAUCAUGAUGAGAAGAAGAUAAUAAAAGACAUUCUAAAGGAUAAAGGAUUUGUAGUUGAAGUAAAUACUACUUUUGAAGACUUUGUGGCAAUAAUCAGUUCGACUAAAAGAUCAACCACAUUAGAUGCAGGAAAUAUUAAGUUGGCUUUCAAUAGUUUACUAGAAAAGGCAGAAGCCCGUGAACGCGAAAGAGAAAAAGAGGAGGCUCGGAAGAUGAAACGAAAAGAAUCUGCAUUUAAGAGUAUGUUGAAACAAGCUACUCCUCCAAUAGAAUUGGAUGCUGUCUGGGAAGAUAUCCGGGAGAGAUUUGUAAAAGAGCCAGCAUUUGAGGAUAUAACUCUAGAGUCUGAAAGAAAACGAAUAUUUAAAGAUUUUAUGCAUGUGCUUGAGCAUGAAUGUCAACAUCAUCAUUCAAAGAAUAAGAAACACUCUAAGAAAUCUAAAAAACAUCACAGGAAACGCUCCCGCUCUCGAUCAGGAUCAGAUUCAGAUGAUGAUGACAGCCAUUCAAAGAAAAAAAGACAACGAUCAGAGUCUCGUUCUGCUUCAGAACAUUCUUCUAGUGCUGAAUCUGAGAGAAGUUACAAGAAAUCAAAAAAACAUAAGAAGAAGAGCAAGAAGAGAAGACAUAAAUCUGACUCUCCAGAGUCGGAUGCUGAACGGGAGAAGGAUAAAAAAGAAAAAGACCGGGAAAGCGAAAAAGACAGAACUAGACAAAGAUCAGAGUCAAAACACAAAUCACCUAAGAAAAAGACUGGAAAGGAUUCUGGUAAUUGGGAUACUUCUGGCAGUGAACUGAGUGAAGGGGAAUUGGAAAAGCGUAGAAGGACCCUUUUGGAGCAACUGGAUGAUGAUCAAUAAAUUAUACCAAAUA